This is a messenger RNA of Pieris brassicae (large cabbage white), 1427 nucleotides long. Its product is annotated as prostaglandin reductase 1-like. The coding region runs from base 218 to 1225 and encodes 335 amino acids. NCBI's taxonomy places the organism in Eukaryota, Metazoa, Arthropoda, Insecta, Lepidoptera, Pieridae. Gene Ontology annotation, cellular component: cytoplasm. Gene Ontology annotation, molecular function: 15-oxoprostaglandin 13-reductase [NAD(P)+] activity; 2-alkenal reductase [NAD(P)H] activity. The transcript has 2 exons. The record is from RefSeq and is a predicted model, not a curated record. Gene Ontology annotation, biological process: prostaglandin metabolic process.
CAACGUCGGCUCAUUACCUGUUGUUGUGUAGUCACCAGUGUGAUAAAAUACCAGUUUAAUAUUUUAUUCGCAGGUUUUAAAAUAAGAUUAAUAAAUUGAAUCGUUGUAAAAAACUUAAACUAUAUAUUUAAAUACUAAUAGUGUGAACAUAAAAAAGUAAUAUACGAUCGGAUUCUUGGAACAUAUAAGUAUUUACACAACAACUGAACGUGUUAUAAUGGUGAAGGCAAGAAAAUACGUCGUAAAAAGGCAUUUUCAAGGAGUUCCCAAAAAGGAUGACUUUGAUGUUGUCGAAUAUGAAUUGCCGCAGCUAAAACCCGGUCAUUUCUCCGUUAAAGCCGAAUGGAUCAGUGUCGACCCUUAUUUGAGAGCCUACAACUCUAGUACACCCGCUCCCUACGACCAGUUCGGCUUUCAAGUAGGUACAAUUACAGAGUCAAAGAACCCAGACUUUCCAGUUGGCUGCAGAGUGGUUACUCAUAAGGGAUGGUGUGACUACAGCGUGGUUACCAAUUUAAAAGAAACCCAUAGUAAUGUAUAUAUAUUACCAGAUCUUCAGGGUCUACCAAUUGAGUUGGGCUUGGGAGCUUUAGGCAUGCCUGGAGUCACCGCCUACUUUGGUUUUCUUGAAAUCUGUAAACCGAAAGCUGGCGAGACCGUGGUUGUUUCGGGAGCAGCGGGCGCAGUCGGAUCAAUUGUAGGACAGAUUGCAAAGAUCAAAGGAUGCAGAGUUAUUGGUUUCGCUGGCUCCGAUGACAAAGUGCAAUGGCUUGAGAAGGAACUAGGAUUCGACAAAGCUAUAAACUACAAGACUGCGGAUGUAAGUAAAGCAUUAAAAGACGCAGCUCCAAAAGGAGUAGAUUGUUAUUUUGACAACGUAGGCGGGGAGUUGACAGCUGCUAUUUAUAGCCAAAUGAAUUUAUAUGGAAGAGUUUCUCUCUGCGGUUGCAUUAGUUCGUACAAUGAAGACCCAACCACGUAUAAGACAACAUCACUGCUGCCGCUCAUCUUAUUCAAGCAGCUAAAAGUGGAGGGUUUUAUAGUAUCCAGGUGGACAGCACCAGAAAACAGGUGGCCAGAGGCGAUUACUGCUCUGGCACAGUGGAUAAAACAAGGCAAAAUAAAGACAAGAAGCCAUAUCACCGAAGGGUUUGAUAAGCUAUAUGAUGCCUUUGUCGGCAUGCUCGCUGGAGAAAACACGGGAAAGGCUGUUGUAAAAGUUUAAAAAUGUUUUAAUAACUUAACUAAUUAAUAAAUAAUUAGUAUAUAUUAUUGUAAUUUUAUAUAAUAUUAUAUAAUUUUAUAAAUUAUUGUAAUUUUUGUUGUAUUUUCCUUGUUAUCGAUAUGACUUGCUGUUCUUACCUAACAACAUAAUUACAAUUAUCAAGAAAACAAUAAUGUAAUGUUAUCACAAAAAAUAAAAUAAA